This is a messenger RNA of Loa loa (African eye worm), 516 nucleotides long. RefSeq lists its product as hypothetical. The record is from RefSeq and is a predicted model, not a curated record. The coding region runs from base 1 to 516 and encodes 171 amino acids. Lineage: Eukaryota; Metazoa; Nematoda; Chromadorea; Rhabditida; Onchocercidae. The transcript has 5 exons.
AUGUAUGGCAAAGUAAUGAUCAGAAGAAAAUCGAAGACGACCCAAAUUUCGGUUCUAACCACGCAAACGACGUUGGCUGAGGCAACAUCGGAAGUAUUUCACCGCUCGGAUUUGCGGGAUCUUCCGGAACAACUCCGAAGAGAGUUGCAAGUGCCGGAAACAGAACCAUACACGGUGGCAACAUCGGAAGUAUUUCACCGCUCGGAUUUGCGGGAUCUUCCGGAACAACUCCGAAGAGAGUUGCAAGUGCCGGAAACAGAACCAUACACGGUGGUUCAAGUUGAAGGGAAUAAUAGCAUUGUGUGUGGUAUCUGCAACAGACAGUUUGGAACACUAAAAGGGUGGCGGAUUCACGCCUCAAUGACACACAAGCAGGAUGGUUUUUCCGCUCGAUGCAGCCAUUACUUCCUGCUGCCACCCGAAUAUACGGCUGCACAGCAAAUAGCAGCGGUGGGGCUUCAUGCUCUCGAUUGUUGUCCGGCCGUAAUUAAACGAAAGGCGCGUAAAGCGCCGUAG